CCUGGUCUGGGUUUAGGGUGGCGGCUAGCUAGCCGUUAGCAUAGAGAGCUAACAGCCGGAGCGUGUAAUGGCGGCCUCGGUGUUGCUGGGGACUGCGGAUAACACCGGACUCAACUUCACGGUGGUCGGAAGCAGCACCGGGAAUGUUUUACCAGGGAACACGAACGGGCUGGGGCCGGGGGGACCGGCGGGCCCGGCGCCCUGGAACCGGUCCCUGGACCGGGCCCUGGACGAAGCCUCGGCCACCGGCUCCCUGAACCUCAGCGGCCGGAAGCUGAAGGAGUUUCCCCGCAGCGCCUCCAACCACGACCUGACGGACACCACCAGGGCCGACCUGAGCCGUAACCGCCUGUCGGAGCUUCCUCUGGAGGUUUGUCUGUUCGUGUCUCUGGAGAGUCUCAACCUGUACCAGAACUGUCUGAGGUCGCUACCCGACGGGAUGCUCAACCUGCAGGCCCUCACCUACCUGAACCUCAGUCGGAACCAGCUGUCCGUCCUCCCGGCCGUGGUCUGCAGUCUCCCUCUGAAGGUCCUGAUCGCCUGCAACAACAAACUGGUUUCCCUCCCGGAGGAGCUGGGGCAGCUGAGACAUCUGACUGAGCUGGAUGUCAGCUGUAAUGAGAUCCAGACUCUGCCGUCCCAGGUGGGGCAGCUGGAGGCUCUGAGAGACCUGAACAUCCGGAGGAACCACCUGGUCCGACUUCCUCCAGAGCUGGCUGAACUCCCUCUGGUGCGUCUGGAUUUCUCCUGCAACAAAGUGACCUCCAUCCCCGUCUGUUACCGCCUCCUCCUCCAGCUCCACACCAUCAUCCUGGACCACAACCCCCUGCAGACACCUCCUGCUCAGAUCUGUAUUAAAGGUAAAGUCCACAUCUUUAAGUUCCUGAACCUUGAGGCCAGUAAGACGACCUCUGACCUCCAGGACUUCGACCGCCGACCUCUGACCUUCAGCUCCUGUGUGGACGAGCUGUACCAGGGACGUCCCUACGGAGCCUUGGACUCGGGCUUUAACAGCGUGGACAGCGGAGACAGGAGAUGGAACGAGCCCUCAGAGGAGCUGUCAGACUUCAGCCGAGACCAGAGGCCGAGAGGAGGAGCAGCAGCAGGAGGAGCAGGAGCAGGAGGAGGAGCAGCGCUGGCUAACGGAACAUGCGUGGAGCUGGAGCAGAUAGACUUCAUCGACAGCUGUGUUGGAGGAGAGGAAGAGGAGGAGGAGGGGAGGAGUCGAGGAGGAGGAGCAGGAGGAGGAGGUGGAGGUGGAGGAGGAGGAGGUGAUGGUAGCAGCCUCAGCUCUCAGUUCAUGGCCUACAUCGAGAGACGCAUCACCAGAGAGGGUUCUCCUGUAAAAUCCGGUUUGUCCCGGAUAGAAGACGUGAGGAGACACAACAGGAGUGUGAUCGAUGGCACCACAGCGCCCCCUAGUGCCCACAGUCAGAGAGGAGGAGGUCCAGGAGGAGUAGAGAGGAUGAGGAGAGAGGCUCAGCUCGCUGCUCUGAGGUACGAUGAGGAGAGACAGAAGAAUCGUUCUCUGCAGAGAGACGGCGUCGCCAGCUCCUCCAAGCAUAAAUCUGCUCAGAGUCCAACGAAGUCAAGUCCAGAUUCUGAGACUGGCUACCCCUCCAGACGCUCCACCCACACAGAUGACUCCGCCCUCUUCAUGCAGGGAGAGGACAGAGCUGCUCUGUCUCCAACAGCCAAUCAGUCGCCUUCUUACCCCGGUCCGGGGGGCGUGGCCUCCUGUCGGACAGCCAGCAUGAGACCAGAGAGUUUCCUGUAUCGUCUGGGCCACAGGGAGGACAAGAGGAGAGGUGACGCUGUUGCACCUCCUCAGAGUCGGGAGGAGUCUCCUGCUGCUCCUCCUCUGGUGGGAGAAGAUGCUGAGCUGGUGGAGCAGCUCAGGAAGAACAUUGAGGCUCGUCUCAAGGUGUCUCUUCCCAGUGACCUGGGCCCCGCCCUGACGGACGGCGUGGUGCUGUGUCACCUGGCCAAUCACGUGAGACCUCGGUCCGUCCCCAGCAUCCACGUCCCGUCCCCCGCCGUGCCUAAACUCACUAUGGCCAAAUGCAGACGUAACGUGGAGAACUUCCUGGAGGCGUGUCGCAGGAUCGGAGUUCCUCAGGACCGUCUCUGUUCGGUGGGGGACGUCCUGGAGGGGACAGGGGGCGGAGUUUAUGGGACAGUUGCCAUGUUGUUGUCCAUGGCCCCGCCCACGCUUGGCCACGCCCCCCCUGACGUCCAGUUGGCCGGCUUCGCCCUCUUUUACCUGUCAGUCAUGUCAGUGCUGUGUGCCAUCUACGUUCACCUGGCUCCACACUGAACCAGACCAGAACCAGAACCAGAACCAGACCAGAACCCGACCUAAACCCUGACCGUGGAUGUCUGAGCUCCUCUCCUGGUCCCUAAAGUGCAGACCUCCAGAUGACUUAGUGGUUCCUCCUUAGACCAGGUCCAGAGCCGACCCAGAACUAAAGAGAACUAAUCCAGUUCCUGGUCGGUCUGGGCUGAAGUUCCUGGUUAUUUAGAAGGAACUAGUCCCUGUGUUGUGUGUUGUUAAUCCAUGAAACAUAUUCUAGGUCCUGAUCAGGCCUCAAUCUAGAUUAAUACUAAAUACAUCAGAACCAGAACCAGGACCAGACCAGAAACUACUGAUACUCAAAGCACAAAAGCGAAGUUCUCUGUCCUGACGUUUCACAGAACGUGAACCUUCGUCAGUCGGCCUUAUGAACUCCUGACAAUCCCCCAAAGCUACCUGUGUUGAAGCUCCGCCCCCAACAUCGAAGCUCCGCCCCCUGUGCCUUAUGCCUCUGUGACUGUUUUUUUUUUUUUACUGUUUGUAAAUUUGAGACUUUAGUUCCUGUUCCUGGUCUAAGCUGAUCCUGAACUGGAUCAAGGAUCCGGAAAGAAUCAUGAUGAUGAUGAUGAAGAUGAAUAAAGUCAAAGAGACUUGA
This is a messenger RNA of Mugil cephalus (flathead mullet), 2948 nucleotides long. It is a transcript of the gene lrch3, whose product is annotated as leucine-rich repeats and calponin homology (CH) domain containing 3. The coding region runs from base 68 to 2317 and encodes 749 amino acids. Gene Ontology annotation, molecular function: protein binding. The transcript is spliced from 20 exons. NCBI's taxonomy places the organism in Eukaryota, Metazoa, Chordata, Actinopteri, Mugiliformes, Mugilidae. The record is from RefSeq and is a predicted model, not a curated record.